AUGAAAACAUCAAAUAUCUGGCGAUAUAUAGGCGGUUACGCGACGGCACUGGCGCUGGCAAUGGACACGAAUAACCCGGUGUUUUCGUGUGGGGUUUCUGUAGCGCCGGUCACUUCAUGGCUUCUUUAUGAUUCUGUUUACACCGAAAGAUAUAUGGGUUUACCAAAGGAUAAUAUGGAAAGUUAUCUCCGAUCCGAUGUACUCAACAGAGCCCACAAUUUUAAGGGCAAAAAAUUCUUAUUAUGUCACGGAUCAGCUGAUGACAACGUACACGUGCAACAGUCAAUGGUGUUGAUGAAGGCGCUGACCAACGCUAAUGUGAUGUUUCAAACACAGGUAUAUCCGGAUGAGAAUCACGCGCUGUCGGGAGUGAAGCCCCAUCUCUACCACACAAUGGAGGCCUUUUGGGACGAAUGCUUUCAAACGGAUUCCUUCUACGAAGACAUUGGUCUCCGACGACGCCGUGUCGUCAAACAGAGCCAAAACCUAUAACACACUCUUCGGGACUAUAGAGUUAUGUCAUGUUAUUUAAUAAUCACACACUUUCUCUAUUCAGUCAAAUAUGUCUCAUCUCUCAUAUGCCUUACAAAUAAAUGAACAAAAACAAAGUCAAAACUCAAAAACA
Messenger RNA from Medioppia subpectinata, 625 nucleotides. The record is from the annotation of a GenBank genome assembly. Lineage: Eukaryota; Metazoa; Arthropoda; Arachnida; Sarcoptiformes; Oppiidae.